Molecule: messenger RNA, 1631 nt
Organism: Cuscuta campestris
Lineage: Eukaryota; Viridiplantae; Streptophyta; Magnoliopsida; Solanales; Convolvulaceae
Source: the annotation of a GenBank genome assembly
GUGGAACACUACCGCCGAUAUUGCUCAUCGGAAAGUUGGAAUAGAGGGCGGUUCAAUCCGUUCUACCUCUAGAGCACAUGGCCAGCGGAAGGCUGUCAUCCACGAAGGUUUAUAUUCAGGAAUCUCUUCUUCCUCAAUCAGAUUCAAAAUCGAAUCAAAACAUUUCCAGUUUGAUAUUUCAAAUGGACGCAUUCAACUUUGUGAAGAAGGGAGAAGAAAAUCCUACAGAUUUUCGGUAAGUUACAAUAUUCUCCUUUGGAUUUGCAAUUGCUUAGAAGGUUUCAUCCUCAACCCAGUGACGAAUUUACGGACUCAGCGUACUGAAGGUAAUCGCAGAUUUCAUCUGUCUCUUGACGCCAAUUCUUCUGGUUUUUACAUUCGUCUUCAAGAAUUGCGAAUUGAUGGCUAUACUACUAUUUUUAUUCCCGAGGGUUUCAACAAAACUGGUAUAAGGCUUUUUGUUACUAAAUUGAGGCAAAUUGGUUCUUCCAUUGCAGUUUCUGGUAAUCCUGAUCUUGCUAUUUGCUGCCAUAACUGGAAUUCGAUUUGUGUUAAGAUAGAUAAUUCGCAACCAUCAAUUUCAAAGGCUUUGUUUGAUGUGGAGAUCCAGGAUAGUUUAGUUUCGAACAAUGUUGAUGACUGCAUGACCUUUGAAUCUGGAAAUCAAAAUGGUCUUCCAAAAUCUGAUUUGGUUCAUUCCUUCUGUGCCUGAUAGUAUGGCAGUGGUUGCGUUCUCUGCACCUAUUACACCCGAACCUCAGAAGGCAGCAUACAUUGCUUCAAAGAAAACAGAUUCCGUUUUGAAGUUACAGACGGAGGAUAAGGCAGUAACCUUGGGUGAGGUUGUAAGGCGAACUGUUAUAGAGACAGAUUCUCCAGAAUACAAGGCUAAUUUGGCUAGAUUCGCGAGGCUUACAAAGGAAUACUCGAAACCAAAGCUUAUAAACCUUGGAGAACUCUCUGGAAGAAGUACUAAGAAAGAGUCUGCUACUUGUUACAAGGUUUUGAUAAACCAUAAUACUGAUGAAAAGGGUGCUUAUGCUGAUUCAAGAGAUGCAAGUCAGGAUUCAAAUGCAGAAAUGGGUGAGGACUUUGUUCCAGACCCAAACAUUCUAACCUGCAACAAAUUCAAGGCAUUGGUCGAUCCUGUACUUUUACAAAAUGAGGUAGAAGUGAAAGAAGUCAUAAGGUUGGGACAUAUAAAGAACUCAAGGACCAAAAAAAGAAUCAUACCCGAGGAAGGAUAUCUCUCUUACUCAAACGAUCCUGCCACCUGGAAGUCCAUUCCCACGGUCACUUCUAAAAGUUAUCAUGGCCGGUAUGUAAUUUUAGGACACACAGGUGAACUUUGAAAAGAUGGAAAAAGAGCUCGUACAGCCUUACCUACACAACUCCCUCCGAACUACGACUACUCUUCUGGGACAAUUCAUUUAGGAAUUGUAGUUUGGAUGUAAUCUUUAGUUUUUUGUUUGAUUUCAUUACGCUGCCAAUUUUGGUAGCAUUAGGUUUUUAUUCUCUCAUUUCGCUUCCACUUUUGGGUAGCGUUGUUUGUUUCCCGGAAGGUUUUGGCCUAGCCCCCCUCCGUGUUUUCUUUCCUUACAUUGCUUUUCUAAUAAAACUUAAUUGCAUAU